This is a messenger RNA of Brassica napus (rape), 912 nucleotides long. RefSeq lists its product as uncharacterized. The coding region runs from base 38 to 499 and encodes 153 amino acids. Lineage: Eukaryota; Viridiplantae; Streptophyta; Magnoliopsida; Brassicales; Brassicaceae. The transcript has 4 exons. The record is from RefSeq and is a predicted model, not a curated record.
UGAGAUCUACGAUUCAGAUAAGAAAGAGAGAUAAGAGAUGGAGUUCGUAGAUGGUAGAGAAACGAGAAGACGCGACAAAGGAGAAGACGCGACGUCAACACCACCACAACUACCAUCGUUCGUUACUAUCACCACCAUCGCCAUCUCUCCCAUCCCCAAUCGCUCGUCACCACCACCAUGGCUUCUAAGAUCCGUCUUCACCGGAGUCGUCACCACCACCUUCACGCUCGUCUCUUCCCUCUUUCUCUCGGAGAGAGUAAACCUGCUGAGUUUCUCGCCGACGUCUUGGUGGUCACAGAGAGAGAUUGUGGAGAAGAUGAUUGAAAUGAUCGACUCUGGUUUUGAUUGUGGGAAUGUGAUAUGUGCCAGAUAUGACAAGACCUUGUUUCUAGGAAAGCAAUGCCAGCAAGUGUGGACCUCCUCUAUGACAUCUCAGAUGAUGUAUGAGAACAGAGGCUUAAGUCGGAGUUGGCAGAGAAAGCUAGCGGUGGUGGUGUAGGCCUAAUGGAAGAAAGUAUGCUGCUCUCUCUAGUGCUUUGGGUACUUUACCUUGGGAAAAGCCUCAAUCUUCUGAAUUUGAGCAACUAGGGAAAGUGAAUACGCGGCAUGGACACUUGCCAAUGGCUAUGCACUUAACCACGUCACUAUCUCUGUCCAUCGGCUUAAAUCUCAUCCAAACAAGAAGAAGAAGAAGAAGAGAAGAAAGAGACAGGAAGAAGUAGACUACGGAACUGCGAUGGGAGGGAGACCGCAGCUUAGAGCUUUAAGUUUUGGUUUAUUAGGCUUGGUUCAAUUUUUGUUUUGGUUUAUUUAGGUUUGGUUAAUUAGGUUUUGGUUUAAUUUUUUGGUUAAUGUAUAAACUGAUUUUAUUUGUAAACAAAAUUUAAUUAAUAAAUAAAAUUUAAUUUUUAA